AUGCUGCGCUAUCGCACAAGUGGUGUAGGAAGCUUCUCAGCCCACUACGUGGGUGCUUGGUGGCCGCUCGCUCGACAUCACCCGCAUCGAGUGACGUGUCUGCUGGCGCUGCAUCAUGGGCAUACGGUGCGGCGGGCCUCGAUGAGUCAUCUGGCGAGCAGUGAGAGGGCCAAGAACACAGGCAAUUGGGAGCCGCAGCUUCGCCGUCUCGCAGUGGUUCGCCCAGAUCUAGUAGACGAAUGGGUGCCGGAGCUGAACGACACAGAUGUGAGCUCUGUGCCGUGUACCAGUCAAAUCCCCGUGUGGUGGUGUUGUGCCGCAUGCGGGGAGAACUACCAGGCCACUGUGCGGGAACGUGCGGUGCUGGAUAAGGGCUGCCCGCGCUGCUCGCUCGAGCGGCAGUCGCAGCAUUUGCAACACACAAAUAGGAGCGACCGCAGCGUUGUCGAAGGCGCAGCCGCAAGCUCCGGCAAUGGCGGAGCUCCAUCACUUGCGGAGACGCACCAAUUGCUUGCGAGUCGGUGGGACCACGAAAAGAAUGGUCUUCUUCGCCCCACUGAUGUUACAAGCACAAGCGAGUUAAACGUUUGGUGGCGGCCAGCGGAGGGGCGACCGGCGCAUGAGCGGUCGUUUCGUCGUCCCGUGUACGCCUUUGUCGAGGUGCCGUAUAGCAUGGAGGAGCAAAGGGAGGCACAGGCGAGGAUGGAGCUUGACAUCUUGCAACAAAUACGGCGGGCGGCGAAGAUUGCGGAGGCUCGAGAGCGUAACACUUUCCCUGCAGCCGAAACAGUGUUGGAUGAUAUCGUCUCCACUGACCCCAACAGCGCGGCUGCGGUGCCAACGACGCAGGAGUCACAAGGGCAGGAGCUUGAGGGUGAAGAUUUCUACAAAGCCAUUGAACUCUGGGAACGGAGCCUGGAUGUCAAGAUAAAUGCAGACUGUCAACCGCUCUUCCAGUUUACCAAGGCGUGUGAUUGGGGGGAGGUGUCUCGCGAGCAGGUUCUUACCACGUACAAUGAAUUUGUGAUGGGACACAAGGAGCAAAACCGGGUGAAGGAAGGCAGUGGCAUUGACCCUCAGCAUCCUCAGCCUGUUGCGUCGGAUGCGGUUCCCUCCGUCAUUACAGACCCGGAUUGGGUGAAGUACUUCACACUCUCUGUAGAUGAGGUCUCAAAGGAUUGCUUUGCAGCAUCUGCCCGCCUUGUCUUCUCUGGUAUGGUGUCCUCAUUGAAACCGCCGCAGUCAGCCGAAGAAGGCGCAGAGGCAACUGAGGGGAAGAGAGACGAGGCCGCAGGCAGACGUUGCCGCGCUGACUCGCUGCCACCCCCACCAGAGGAGUACGAGAGUGAAAUCCGCACCACAUUUGCCUUCCCCAAGCAAUUUUACCCGCGCCGGCCACAGAUGCCACCCCAUCGCGAGGAUGACCUGAUGGAGUCGUUUCCAAAGGCAACCGAGGCGACACCACGCCAGCCAGCGUCGUCCAAGGGCGAGACAGAUAAGGGGCGACGAGGCUCCUUAAGUAAUGACUUGCCCGCUGAGGCGUCCUUUGAAGCUUUAACUCUUGCUGGCACACAAAGUCUUCUGCAGGAGUACACGUUCCCCGGCGACAAGGACGUGCCGUUUGACGCGGAUGAACCGGAGGUUCAACAGCAGUCACUGCUUGGAAAGGGGGUCUUGCAGCCCAUGACAAACGACGAGGUUCAAGCGCUGCAGUACAACCGAGGGACUCCACGCCCGCGCCGCACUGGAAGGUUUCGAUUACGUCCGCCUGAUGAUGUUAAUGUUAGACGAGGAGCGGGGUUGAGACCUGCCUUGGGCGUAUCCUUGUCACCUACUGCAGACGAAGCGGAGGGAAAACAGCAGCAGGUGAUUCAGGCGCCUGGCACGCCACGGAAGGUGGCACGGCCAAAGAAAAAGUGCCAGGAGACGGCGGAGACCACGAAUGCUGCUUCUGGAACUUCGUCUGCCGAAGAGGCCGCAACCUCACUGGCGUCUGCGUAA
Molecule: messenger RNA, 2001 nt
Organism: Trypanosoma rangeli
Lineage: Eukaryota; Euglenozoa; Kinetoplastea; Trypanosomatida; Trypanosomatidae
Exons: 1
Coding region: 1-2001 (666 amino acids)
Source: RefSeq, a predicted model, not a curated record